AGUAUUCUAGUUUCUGACACAGAAAGCAUUCCCACCGGGCUAAUUUAAGUAUCUCGUGUAAUUGAAAACUCGCUACAAUCAUCGACAACAUAAAUUUCACGUUCAAACACAGCAUACAGAGUCAAGGACCAACUUUGGUCCGAUGAAAAACAUCGAAAAUGCCCUUCAAACAAUGCAUAAAUAGAUAAUAGAACAUCCUCCACCUGGUGGAAUCUGCAACUGAUUACAGUGAUUGAACGCAGCCACUAACUAAUUCCGUUUCGAAAACAGACCGGCCUGGCAGACUGGGCUGGUGUGACCGGGUGCAGCUGUUGUGCGCGGCACCAAAUUGCGGGGUACGUUCGAAACCACACCCGACCGAUACCAAUUUGGUUUCGUUUGAAUAGAGUGAUGCUCGUUCGGCAUUUUAAAACUGUUCCUGGACUGGUGGUAUUGUAUAAUUUUCCGAACCACACAGAGGCGACACGAUUCCCGAUUGCGACGGCACUCGAGCGUUUAAAAUCAAUGAUCCGGCGACCGGAACGGUCACUUUGCAAUCUGGCCCCCGCCCCGCUAGAGAGAGCAACGAUGCUGAUUGAGAACUGCCCCAUCAUCAGUGUGAAUGUACGCGUGUGGCUCUUUUGGGGCUACCUCCGGCGGGUUAAGUGGCACAGCUAUCUGGUUGGGUGCAUUCCGGUGACAGUGCUAAAUGUGUUUCAGUUUAUGAAUCUGUUCCACAUCAUCCUGGCCGGAACUGGCGACAUCAACAAGAUUAUCAUCGAUGGAUACUUUACGGUGUUGUACUUCAACCUGGUGCUGCGGACGUCGUUCCUGAUGACCAACCGGCACAAAUUCGAACGGUUCUUCGAUGGCAUUGCAAGCGAAUAUCGUCGGUUGGAGAAUCAGAACGAUAUCCGGCCGCUGUUGGAACGAUUGACUCGCCGGGCACGGAUUCUGUCCAAAUCGAACCUAUGGCUAGGUGCGUUCAUUAGUGCUUGCUUCGUUACUUAUCCACUGUUUUCACCGGAAAAUGUCCUACCGUACGGAGUCUACAUGCCCGGCAUCGAUCUUUACGCGUCCCCCGUUUACGAGAUUGUGUUUGUCCUGCAAAUCUAUCUAACCUUUCCGGCUUGCUGCAUGUACAUUCCGUUCACCAGCUUUUACUGCACUUGUUCCCUGUUUGGAUUGGUCCGGAUUGCCGCCCUGAAGCGUUCCCUGGAGCGAUUGCACGAGCACAACCGAUCCGAGCAGACACUGCUAGCCAAGAUGAAAGAGUGUCUGGUAUAUCACAAGGAGAUUAUCAGAUACGUUGCCGACCUAAACGAGCUGGUGACCUACAUUUUCCUGUUGGAACUGCUAUCCUUUGGUAUGAUGCUGUGUGCAUUACUCUUUCUGCUGAGCAUUAGCAACCAGUUGGCCCAGAUGGUAAUGAUUGGCUCGUACAUCUUCAUGAUUCUGUCGCAGAUGUAUGCCCUGUACUGGCACUCGAACGAGGUCCGGGAGCAGGUGAGUACGCAGUAUAGCAAUAAGGUUGGAUGGAUUCAUUUCUCGGUUGACCACUUCUUGCAGAGCUUGGAAAUUGGUGACUCGCUGUACUACAACAGUGCCUGGCUUGGUUUCAGCAUGCCAGUCAAAAAGAUGAUUAUUUUGCUGGUUGCCCGUGCGCAGCGCCCAUUAGCGAUUACAAUUGGCAACGUUUAUCCGAUGACGCUGGAAAUGUUUCAAUCGCUGCUAAAUGCAUCCUACUCGUACUUCACACUGCUGCGGCGAGUAUAUAAUUAGGAAUAGUAAACGCGUUAAAAAAACUAGAAGAGAUCAAAACAGAAAAUGAUCGCAAAUUACGUUCAUAAUCUUCAAGGAGCGUAAUUCAAGGUUUUAGAUUUCUAUUGAGAAGUAUCUUCAAAAUUUUACAAAUAUAGCAAAAUAUUUCAAUUGCUUUUUUGCCAUACCUAAAAAUUUAGUAGUGAAAAGAAAAUGUUUUGAUAUAAUUUUUGGUAGAAAUAUUCAGCAAUGUUGUAUCAAACAAAAAAAACAUAAGGAAACUGGCACACUAAUAGUGUUAAG
Wyeomyia smithii (pitcher-plant mosquito) is the source of this 2043-nucleotide messenger RNA. Its product is annotated as odorant receptor Or2-like. Gene Ontology annotation, cellular component: plasma membrane. Gene Ontology annotation, biological process: detection of chemical stimulus involved in sensory perception of smell; sensory perception of smell. The record is from RefSeq and is a predicted model, not a curated record. Gene Ontology annotation, molecular function: odorant binding; olfactory receptor activity. Bases 391 to 1761 code for a protein of 456 amino acids. Lineage: Eukaryota; Metazoa; Arthropoda; Insecta; Diptera; Culicidae. The transcript is spliced from 6 exons.